AUGGACGACGAAUGCACCCAUGUUAGCCCUGGUUGUCCUUCUGAUGGCUCCAGUCUCGGUUAUGCGCCAAACCUCCCUGUCACCAUUGUUUUCCUCAUCCUGUUCGGAAUAGCGCUAUUGUGCAAUAUUAUCCAGGGAUCAAAGUACAAAACCUGGACCUUCAUGGCUAUGAUGUGUCUCGGGUCGCAGUCUGAAGUGAUUGGAUACAUUGGCAGAAUAUUCAUGCAUUACAAUCCUUACCGAUUCCUCGUGCAAAUUAUCUGUCUUACUAGCGGACCAGCCUUUUACUCUGCCGCAUUAUACCUCUGUCUUUCACGAAUCAUCAUCGUUUACGGAGAGAACUUGUCUCGCAUAUCCGCUAAAAUGUACACGCGAUUCUUCAUUUUCUGCGACCUCAUUUCCCUCUCGCUUCAAGGAGGGGGCGGAGGCGUGGCGGCUUCAGCAACAAAGCCGGGUACGCUGUCCAUUGGCAACAAACUCAUGCUAGCCGGGUUGAUUUUCCAGAUCGUGUCCCUUGGCUUCUUUGCAGCAGCCUGUGCCGACUUUGCGAUACGUGUCAAGAAAUACCCAAACCGAAAGAACCCUAGAUUUUCAAAGACAAGGAUGAGCACAGGCUUCCGAGCGUUUCUUCUGGCAGUAGCCUUGGUCUUUAUGGCAAUCUUCAUCCGAUGCAUUUACAGAGUUGUUGAACUUGGUUCGGGAUGGGACAGUGCUCUCAUGAGAAAGGAGGUCCCAUUCAUCAUCCUCGAGUCCGGCAUGAUUACUAUUGCCGUCUUCUGUUUUGUGGUCGUCCACCCCGGGUUCGCUUUCGGUGAUGAUUUCAAUACCAUUCAGUAUAUGGUCCUGACCAAGGGAGGAGGGGAAGAGGCAGGAUUCAGGAGGGAGAACCGAUCAACUAUCGAGCUCGCCUGGGGCCAGGACCAUGAAAACACUGUUGGUGACUCAAUGAUUUAA
Molecule: messenger RNA, 954 nt
Organism: Cladophialophora psammophila CBS 110553
Lineage: Eukaryota; Fungi; Ascomycota; Eurotiomycetes; Chaetothyriales; Herpotrichiellaceae
Exons: 4
Coding region: 1-954 (317 amino acids)
Cellular component (GO): fungal-type vacuole; plasma membrane
Source: RefSeq, a predicted model, not a curated record